Molecule: messenger RNA, 3923 nt
Organism: Mus pahari (shrew mouse)
Lineage: Eukaryota; Metazoa; Chordata; Mammalia; Rodentia; Muridae
Gene: Farp2
Product: FERM, ARH/RhoGEF and pleckstrin domain protein 2
Exons: 27
Coding region: 141-3335 (1064 amino acids)
Cellular component (GO): cytoskeleton
Molecular function (GO): cytoskeletal protein binding; guanyl-nucleotide exchange factor activity
Source: RefSeq, a predicted model, not a curated record
GGACGCGCGGCGGGGGCGGGGGCGGGGAAGCAGCUAGCUGUCGGGAUCGGGCGGCGCGGGCGCAGGACGUGGAGGAGGCCUGGCUGGCGGCGGCGCAGGCCGGUGUGGCACGGGUUUUCUUCACUUUCAACUAAUGAAGAAUGGGAGAGAUAGAAGGAACAUACAGAGCUUUACCAACUUCAGGGACACGCUUGGGUGGCCAGACCUCCAUUGGAGUGAGUACCCUGGAGCCAGAGCAGAGCCUGUCACCCAGGAUGCAGGAGAAGCACAUGCAUAUCAGAGUGAAGCUGCUGGACAGCACUGUAGAGUUAUUUGACAUUGAGCCGAAGUGUGAUGGGCAGGUCUUACUGACACAAGUGUGGAAGCAUUUGAAUCUGAUUGAAUGUGACUACUUUGGUCUGGAGUUCAAGAACGUCCAGUCCUACUGGAUUUGGCUUGAACCUAUGAAACCCAUCAUUAGGCAAGUACGAAAGCCAAAAAAUGCGGUGCUUCGCCUGGCAGUAAAAUUUUUCCCGCCUGACCCUGGUCAGUUGCAAGAAGAGUACACAAGGUACCUGUUUGCCUUGCAACUCAAGAGAGACCUCCUGGAGGAACGCCUGACCUGCGCGGCCAGCACUGCAGCCCUUCUCAUAUCCCACCUUCUGCAGUCGGAAAUCGGAGAUUAUGAUGAAAUCCUGGAUCGAGAACACCUCAAAGCCAAUGAAUACUUGCCCAACCAGGAGCAAGCUCUGGAAAAGAUACUAGACUUCCAUCAGAGGCACACGGGCCAGACUCCUGCAGAGUCAGAUUUCCAGGUGCUUGAGAUUGCAAGGAAGUUGGAAAUGUAUGGCAUCAGGUUUCACAUGGCUUCUGACAGAGAAGGGACCAAGAUUAACCUGGCAGUUUCUCACAUGGGUGUCCUGGUGUUCCAGGGUACCACCAAAAUCAAUACUUUCAACUGGUCCAAGGUCCGUAAACUAAGCUUCAAGAGAAAAAGAUUUCUUAUUAAACUCCACCCUGAGGUCCAUGGGCCCUACCAGGACACAUUAGAGUUCUUGUUGGGUAGCAGAGAUGAAUGUAAGAACUUCUGGAAGAUAUGUGUGGAAUACCAUACCUUUUUUAGACUCUCUGACCAGCCUAAGCCAAAGGCAAAAGCUGUCUUCUUCAGCCGAGGCUCCUCCUUCAGAUACAGUGGAAGAACUCAGAAACAACUAGUAGAUUAUGUCAAAGACGGUGGGAUGAAGAGAAUUCCAUAUGAAAGACGGCACAGUAAGACUCGGACAUCUCUUCAUGCUCAGACUGUAGAUCUGCCAAAACAGAGCGUCUCCUUCACCGAUGGCUUGAGAACUUCUGCCUCCCUGUCUUCAGCAAAUGUCUCAUUUUAUCCACCCCCUAGUUCUUUGUCCCCUCCUGGCCUGCCCAAUUUGAAGGACAGCAGCAGCUCCCUUGUGGAUCCCCAGGCUCCCCACAUCAAGAGCACAGCAGCAGAGAGGAGCAGCAGACCAUCAUCGUCUGACGGCCCCAGCACACAGACGGCCCAUCUCCCUGGACCCCCUGUGCUCCAGCCUGGUCCAGGCUUUUCUAUGGAUAGCCCUCAGCCUUCUCCCUCCAGCCUGAAGAGCCAACUGAGCCUGAGCCCUGAGCUUCAGGCCUCUCUGAGCACAGCUGAGCAGGGUGCAUCCCCUGUGCUCAGUCCUGUCCUCAGUGGUGUUGGUACAGCCAAGAUGGACAACCAAGAAGAGCAGAAACACAAGCACGUGCCAGAAGAUGAGGCCUAUUUCAUAGCCAAGGAGAUUCUCGCUACAGAACGAACUUAUCUGAAGGAUUUAGAAGUUAUCACUGUGUGGUUCCGAAGCGUGGUGAUCAAGGAGGAGGCCAUGCCUGCAGCCCUGAUGACCCUGCUUUUCUCCAACAUUGAUCCAGUCUACGAGUUCCACCGAGGCUUCCUCCAUGAGGUGGAGCAGAGGCUGGCACUCUGGGAAGGGCCCUCCAGUGCCCACUUAAAAGGUGAUCAUCAGCGAAUCGGGGAUAUCCUCCUCAGGAACAUGCUUCAGUUAAAGGAAUUUACUAGCUACUUCCAAAGACACGAUGAGGUCCUAACAGAACUGGAAAAGGCCACAAAACACUGUAAAAAGCUAGAGGCGGUCUACAAAGAGUUUGAGCUCCAGAAGGUCUGCUACCUGCCUCUCAACACAUUCCUGCUGAAGCCCGUCCAGAGGCUAGUCCACUACCGCCUGCUGCUGAGCCGGCUGUGUGCCCACUACUCUCCUGAGCAUUGCGACUAUGCCGACUGCCAUGAGGCACUGAAGGCCAUCACAGAAGUGACCACCGAGCUCCAGCAAAGCCUUACCCGGCUGGAAAACCUACAGAAGUUGACAGAGCUACAGCGAGACCUGGUCGGUGUAGAAAACCUCAUUGCUCCUGGAAGGGAGUUCAUACGUGAGGGCUGCCUUCAUAAGCUCACCAAGAAGGGCCUGCAACAGAGGAUGUUUUUUCUGUUUUCAGAUAUGUUGCUGUAUACAAGCAAAAGUGUCACAGGAGCCAGUCAUUUCCGGAUCCGCGGCUCCCUUCCACUCCGUGGCAUGCUGGUAGAAGAAAGUGAGAAUGAAUGGUCUGUUCCUCAUUGCUUCACCAUCUAUGCAGCUCAGAAAACAAUUGUGGUAGCAGCCAGCACUCGGCUAGAAAAGGAAAAGUGGAUGCAGGACCUGAAUGCAGCAAUCCAGGCAGCCAAGACUAUUGGUGACUCACCCCCAGUGCUGCUAGGAGGCCCAGUGUAUACUCGUACCCCUAGAUCUUCCGAUGAAGUCUCUCUGGAAGAGUCAGAAGAUGGUCGAGGAAACCGGGGCUCCCUGGAGGGGAACAGCCAGCACCGGGCCAAUACCACAAUGCAUGUGUGCUGGUACCGAAACACAAGUGUGUCCAGAGCAGACCACAGUGCAGCUGUUGAGAACCAGCUUUCAGGAUAUCUGCUGAGGAAGUUCAAGAACAGUAAUGGCUGGCAGAAGCUCUGGGUGGUCUUUACCAACUUCUGCUUGUUCUUCUAUAAAACACAUCAGGAUGACUACCCCCUGGCCAGCCUCCCACUGUUGGGUUACAGCGUGAGCCUCCCCAGGGAGGCUGACAGCAUCCACAAAGACUAUGUCUUCAAGCUCCAAUUCAAAUCUCACGUCUACUUCUUCCGGGCCGAGAGCAAGUAUACAUUUGAAAGGUGGAUGGAAGUCAUCAAAAGGGCCAGCAGCUCACCAGGGAGACCCCCAAGUUUCACUCAGGACUGCUCACAUCACUCUCCAGGGCUGGAGGCAGAGAUCAGAGAAAAGGAGGCAUGUCCUUCACCCUGCUUGGACAAGAACCUCUGACAAGAGGCUUGCAGGGACUGUAAGCAUCAUCCCAGGCACUGAACAACUGGCAUCAUCUUCCUACCAGAUGAUAGGUGGCGCUGACCCUGGGAUGGGCCUCAUAAGACCUCUAGGAGGGGUUCUGCCUGCCCCCAACCUCCAGAAACAGUGAAGACUCAUGAUGGCUGGGGCACAUGUCUGAGAUCCAUGAAAAGGAAGUGAAGGUCCUUAGUUUCAUGAACAUAGCCCUGCUAAGGACUAGCCCUAAAUACUGGUUGGGUUGCUUCUACCUAUAGCCUCAGACAAGCACUAUAUACUCAGGCUUAUGUGAUUAGCUCAUAUUACUCUAGGGGUUAGCCUGCAGAUCAUAGCAAAAGCUGCUCUGGCUCCCAUCCCACUUAAAAGAACAUCUCCCCCACCCACCAGCAUCCCUUUUGCCCUUCAGAAGGCCACCAGAAAGUGUUAGGUUAUAUGACAAUAUUUAGAAGGGACAAUGGCUCAGAGGCUACAGAAAUCCCGUCUGGCUCUGUACAUCAGAACAUCUCCAAUCCAGGUCUUUAUUGAAAUGGUAGGGCUUUCAAUGCUCUAUUAAAACUAACACUGUCAGAA